AUUCACAAUCUUCCAAAAUCUGGCAACACUAUUUGUUUGUCAACACUACAGAGACAAAAUAAAAUUGCGAAUGUCGGAAAAGUUUAUUGAAUAUUUUUGUACUUUGUGUUUGAGAUCUACUAGAAUAUCAAUUAAUCGAAACUAACAAAUGGGCGAUCAAAACAUGAUUGAUGAAGCUAAGUAUUGUCGACUAUGUCUUUGCCAAAUCGAAAAUUCGGAAAAUGUGCAUCUUGAAAAAAUAGUGAUAAACAGAACAAGGGACCUAGCCCUGGUAGAUAAAAUACGUGAUUGUCUAGGACUUUUUAUUGACGUUAACGUAACCAUAAUAAAAAUAUGUGGAAAUUGCGAACAAACCAUUAACCUCAUUGAAGAGUUCCGUAUUUUAUGUCACCAGACUGAUGAAAUAUAUGAAUCGAUUCAACUGCAAACAGGUGAUCCAAACGCACCAAAACAGUAUCAAGAACAUGUCAUAGAAUUGAGAAAAUUAAUACAACAACAACACCUUAGAAUAAGCAGAGCCUUAAUGAACGAAGAGGUUGAAGUGAAAGAUUUUCCCGUUGAAGCAUGCCCUACUGUCAAACAUGAAAGCUUUGAUACUACCUCUGAAUGGACCGAAGAUAUAAAACUAACAACUGUACUAGAAAUUAAAGAGGAAAGCCUUGAGAUUGAAGCAGAUACUAAUGUAGAUAUCAAUGACGACGCAUGCAUGUCAGAACCAGUAGCCUACCAAGAUAGCGAAACAUCAUCAGAGAACGAAUAUACGGACAGAAAAGAAACGAACAAACUCCAAAAAUUGCCACUUAGUGUAAAAUUAGCUCUCGCCAAGGAAAUCAAAAACAAUCCAGAAUUAUUAGAAAUCACGUUAUCAGGUUCACCGAAAAAAAAACAUAGCGGUUGGAAAACAGUAGCCCAAAAGUUCCAAAUGAGUAUAGCAUCAGUUCGCAACCAUUGGCGUCGACUGCGUGGGCAAUACAUGUCGGCACGGAAACGAGAGCUGCUGGGAGUGAAGAGACGAUUCUCGAAGAACAAAACGUAUGCUCGUCUUAAUGCAAUAUUACAUUCAAUCUACGGUGAUGGCCCCGCAGAUGUUAAAGAUGAUCCUGAUGAAGAUGAAGAUGAUUGGGUCGGAGACCAGGAAAAAUGUAUAACUCUCGCUAAAGAAGUUAUCAAACACCCAAUAAUUUGGAGUUUUAAACAUAAAGAUUUCCACCAUAUGGAAAAGAAAGAUGAAACGUGGGAACAGAUCGGUGCUAAAUUGGGAUCUGAAAUGACAUUUUUAAAGGCGAAUUGGAAACGCUUACGAGACUUGUACCGGAACCGAUACAUACGAUUACUAAAAGGGUGUAUCCAAAGCGACGAUCCUAGUUUGAGAGAUCCGUUGUACGUAAUUCUCGAUAAAAUGCUUCGAUCAAACAUGCGUGUGGGAGCACGGGGAGGAGCGCAGAAGUUAAUCAAUGGACAGCAUACGAUUCCGACUCUUUCAGAUGGCAAUAAAAAUUCAACUCAACAGGGUCACACUUUCUGUAAAAGAACUUAUAAAAUUUUCGAUUACGAGAAUAAGUUGAAACUGGCUCAAAUUUGUCAAACUUAUGAAAUAAUUUGGAAUAACAAGCAUCCAUUUUAUAACAAUCCCACCAAACGAGAUACAUUUUGGGAUAGGAUAGCGACAGAAUUCGGUGUCACGAGGGCGGAAAUCAAAUUUCAAUGGAAUCGCCUACGAGGCGUGUAUCGAAGUCGAAUCAUACGUGCCAAUAAAGGUGAUACUGCAAGCGACGAUCCGCUAAUGAACGAACCUCUUUACAAAGUGCUCGAUGCUAUGCUUGGUAACAACAUGCAAGUGGGAUCACGUGGUGGUAUUAAUAAAAGGAAAUCUGCACGGCAGGGAACCGAUUAUGAGCAUGACGGAAAUUCAACAAGAUACCCUACAUUAAAUUUAGAAAAAAAAUUGCAAUUGGCUGAAAUCUGCCUUAGUCAUGAAGUUAUUUGGAACUGCCAACACCCAGAAUACUCCGUUACAAUCAAGCGAGAAGAAGCAUGGGAUGAGAUAGCGAAACAUCUUAACAUCACACGUGAAGAAGUGAAAUUCCAGUGGGGUCGCUUGCGUAAUGUUUAUCGAUGCAGAAGUAUACGUUUAAUAAGAGGACAGAUACGCAAAGACGAUUCUCUUCUGAUGGAUCCACUCUAUAAAGUGUUGGACGUAAUGCUGAGCGAAAACAUGCAAGUGGGCAUCCGCAGUCAAGCUCGUAGUGACGAAUCUUUGAAUAAACCAAGUGAAACAGAAUCCUACGGCUCCGUUGAGGAGAGAGUGCGGCUGGCCGAAGAAAUCUCGAAACAUGAAAUGAUUUGGAACGUUGACCAUCCAGACUUUCACAAAUCAGGGAAACGAGGUAAAACAUGGAGAAAAAUUGCCGCCAAGUUCGAAGUUGAACCACAUGUCGUUCGAGAUGAAUGGAAGCGAUUUCGGGAUUAUCAUCAUGCACAAACGGUACGGAUAUCUCAAGGUGAUCUCGAGGAGAGUGCUGCAGAGUCGUUAUAUCAUACAUUAAACCAGUAUUUAUCGCUGGUCUGCGAAGGAGCUAGUACAGUGACCAAAACAGACAACCCUGAUACUGGACAAAAGAGACCAAUUCUGGAUCCAACGAAUAACCCCACUGUACUCAAGCGUCGUUUUACCGGAAAACGACAGUACGAUGAUCUUGGAUGCAUUAAAGUGAGAGAAAACGGCAGCGUUCGGUACCACAAAAUUUGCGAACUUUGUGGCAAACAAAUCGAACGGUCAAUGUUUGAAUACCACAUGAAUGGUCAUUAUGGUCUUACACCGUAUGAAUGUACGUUCGAAGGAUGUAGCAAACGAUACGGAAACCGCAUUACAAGAGAUCGACACGAAAUAAUGGUCCACGGGCAGGGAGGAUUCCGAUUUGAAUGUGAUCAGUGCGGAGAGAAGUUCAAACAAAGAGCCAAGUACGACUAUCAUUAUGCAAUCAAACACAAGAGUCAUGAGGUCCCUUGUGGCAUUUGUGGAAAAUUACUGAAGCACAAGAGUCUUAUAAAGGAUCACGAGCGGCUUCAUACAAGCAGUUUUGUCUGCAAAGUGUGCGGCAAGGUACUUCAAAAGAAGUGGUCUUUGCACGUCCAUAUGCGUGUUCAUACGAAUGAGAAACCGUAUCCCUGUGAGCUAUGUGAUCAACGCUUUAUGCUGAAAGUUCAACUGAAAACACACUUACUGAAGAAACAUGGCGUUCAGUUGGACGAGUUGCAAUCAGCAAUCGCUUCUGUUGCGACUAAAUGAGUGCGAUACAAAAAUGCCGAGGAUUUCUCAAAUUCUCCAUUCAAACUCAUUCGAAUAACUAUUAUUUGUAUCGAUAAUUUAUUAUAUGUUAAAGCCCUACAUGCUAUUCUUCCGUAAAUAAAUUACAUAUUAACAAAUCUCAUAAAA
Messenger RNA from Malaya genurostris, 3436 nucleotides. RefSeq lists its product as uncharacterized. Gene Ontology annotation, cellular component: nucleus; transcription regulator complex. Gene Ontology annotation, biological process: regulation of transcription by RNA polymerase II. The transcript is spliced from 10 exons. Lineage: Eukaryota; Metazoa; Arthropoda; Insecta; Diptera; Culicidae. Gene Ontology annotation, molecular function: zinc ion binding. The record is from RefSeq and is a predicted model, not a curated record. Bases 149 to 3289 code for a protein of 1046 amino acids.